UCUUCUUCAGGAGAUCAAGCGAGCGCGCGCACGCACGCACACGCACAAAGCAGCCGUCUCCUCCUCCUACACACGCCAACUAAUUUAACCAGCCUCGUAGGUUUACUAUCUUCCGUUCGUCGAUUCACCAGCGGUGAGCUAGCACGACGAUCAUUGACAUGGGGUCCGUGCCGGAGGAGUCGGUUGCGGCGGCGGCGCCGGAGGUGGUGUUCCGGUCGAGGCUGCCGGACAUCGAGAUCCCCAACGAGCAGACGCUGCAGAGCUACUGCUUCGCCAAGAUGUCCGAGGUGGGGUCCCGCCCCUGCAUCAUCGACGGCCAGACGGGCGCCUCCUACACGUACGCCGAGGUGGAGUCCCUCUCCCGGAAGGCGGCGGCGGGGCUCCGCCGGAUGGGCGUCGGCAAGGGCGACGUGGUCAUGAACCUGCUCCGCAACUGCCCCGAGUUCGCCUUCUCCUUCCUCGGCGCGGCGCGCCUGGGCGCCGCCACCACCACCGCCAACCCCUUCUACACCCCGCACGAGAUCCACCGGCAGGCGGACGCGGCCGGCGCCAUGCUGAUCGUCACUGAGGCCUGCGCCGUCGACAAGGUGCUGGAGUACGCGGCCGGGAAGGGCCUGCCCGUGGUCACCGUCGACGGGAGGCGCGACGGGUGCGUCGAGUUCAGCGAGCUGAUCGCCGGCGAGGAGCUUCCCGAGGCCGAGGAGGCCGGGAUCCACCCCGACGACGUCGUCGCGCUGCCCUACUCCUCCGGCACCACCGGGCUGCCCAAGGGCGUCAUGCUCACGCACCGCAGCCUCAUCACCAGCGUCGCCCAGCAGGUGGACGGAGAGAACCCGAACCUGUACUUCAGCAAGGAGGACGUGCUGCUGUGCCUGCUGCCGCUGUUCCACAUCUACUCGCUCAACUCGGUGCUGCUGGCGGGGCUGCGCGCCGGGUCGGCCAUGGUGAUCAUGCGCAAGUUCGACAUCGGCGCGCUGGUGGAGCUGGUGCGCGCGCACGGCAUCACCAUCGCGCCCUUCGUGCCGCCCAUCGUGGUGGAGAUCGCCAAGAGCCCCCAGGUGACCGCCGGCGACCUCGCCUCCAUCCGCAUGGUCAUGUCCGGCGCCGCGCCCAUGGGCAAGGACCUGCAGGACGCCUUCAUGGCCAAGAUCCCCAACGCCGUGCUCGGCCAGGGGUACGGGAUGACGGAGGCCGGGCCGGUGCUGGCCAUGUGCCUGGCGUUCGCCAAGGAGCCGUUCAAGGUCAAGUCCGGGUCGUGCGGCACGGUGGUGCGCAACGCGGGGCUCAAGAUCGUCGACCCCGACACCGGCGCCUCCCUCGGCCGCAACCAGCCCGGCGAGAUCUGCAUCCGCGGCCAGCAGAUCAUGAAAGGUUACCUGAACGACCCAGAGUCCACCAAGAACACCAUCGACAAGGACGGCUGGCUGCACACCGGAGACAUCGGCCUCGUCGACGACGACGACGAGAUCUUCAUCGUCGACAGGCUCAAGGAGAUCAUCAAGUACAAGGGCUUCCAGGUGGCGCCGGCGGAGCUCGAGGCCCUCCUCAUCACGCACCCGGAGAUCAAGGACGCCGCCGUUGUAUCACUGAAGGACGAUCUUGCUGGCGAAGUCCCGGUCGCCUUCGUUAUGCGGAUCGAAGGCUCCGAAAUCACCGAGGAUGACAUCAAGAAAUUCGUCGCAAAGGAGGUUGUUUUCUACAAGAGGAUCCACAAGGUCUUCUUCACCGACUCCAUUCCCAAGAACCCUUCCGGCAAGAUCCUGAGGAAGGACUUGAGAGCCAGACUCGCCGCCGGCAUCCCAAGCUAGGGGCUGCGGCCGUCGUCCGCUUCUCAGGCACUCAGCCAGCCAGCAGGGUGCUGUUAUAGAUCAUGUAAUAUUGGUCGAUCUCCACGAAAUGGUCGGAGGAGGUUGAGUUUGUUGGUUCUUCCUACUUGUGUAAUGUUGAUAAAAAUGAAAUGAUAUAUGAAGAUGCGUUGUUUUUGACCACAAGAACAAGGCUGGUUUCCAAAGGGUACAAUGUAUACUUCUUUUCCAUCAGAGAAUAUCUUGUUUGGAUCA
Messenger RNA from Triticum aestivum (bread wheat), 2060 nucleotides. Its product is annotated as 4-coumarate--CoA ligase 3. Lineage: Eukaryota; Viridiplantae; Streptophyta; Magnoliopsida; Poales; Poaceae. The coding region runs from base 159 to 1808 and encodes 549 amino acids. The record is from RefSeq and is a predicted model, not a curated record. The transcript is spliced from 6 exons. Gene Ontology annotation, molecular function: CoA-ligase activity.